Molecule: messenger RNA, 357 nt
Organism: Loa loa (African eye worm)
Lineage: Eukaryota; Metazoa; Nematoda; Chromadorea; Rhabditida; Onchocercidae
Exons: 2
Coding region: 1-357 (118 amino acids)
Source: RefSeq, a predicted model, not a curated record
AUGAAAUUAGUAGCAGUAAUAACAUCCUUAGCAGCAGCAACAAUAAUAACAAAGUCAAUAACAAUAACAGUAACAACAACAACAACAAUGUCACUAACAGUAACUAUUAACAGUAAUAACCAUAACAAUAAAAUCAAUAACAAAAGAAAGGGAAAAACAAUAACACUAAUAAUGGUGCUGACAACAAUAACCAUAACAACAGUGACGAUAACGGUGACAAUAACAGGAACAAUUUAUUCUCAUUUUACUUCCUGUCAACAACCAUCAUUUCUCUGUCCUGAAAUUUUAUGCUAUUCCAUUCCAUCCGGUCUUCAUGAAAAAGAAAAAAAAGGAAAAAAGGAGAAAGAAGAAAAAUGA